Rhizophagus irregularis DAOM 181602=DAOM 197198 is the source of this 444-nucleotide messenger RNA. The record is from RefSeq and is a predicted model, not a curated record. Lineage: Eukaryota; Fungi; Glomeromycota; Glomeromycetes; Glomerales; Glomeraceae.
AUGGGAGACACAAUUAUUUCUGUAACUGAAGCAAGACGAGAAGAUCUUAACCAAGGCAUCGCCCAGAGUACUGUCCAAGCACAUGCAUCUAUGCAAUGCAAUCGCAAAAAAAAACGUACUUAUGAUGACGCUGAUUUGUAUGAAGGUGUAAUGUACUGCAUUGUCUCAACUGAGAAAGAUGCCAAGCGUGAUGUUGAGAAUACUGAACUCAAGUCUAGAAUCGGGGAGCUUGAGGCCAGUCUCGCAAUAUUGGAACAGGGUGUUACUGAAGUAAAUGGACAACCACAGAAUGAUAAGGAAGUGAUAGCAGACUCACCAUGCCCUAUUGGUGAUGGAAAACAUGGAAAUUAUGGAUUACAUGGCGAAUGGUAUAAAAAUGGAAUAGAAUAUUGUCUUGCCUGCAACACUUCAAGCAAUAAACUUAAGUUCGAGAUCGUAGCAUAA